AUGGCACCACCUAUAUGUCGCAGUGAAAUCCUCACCCGCCUGCGCCGCCAAAUUGAACAUGGAAAGCCCAUCAUUGGAGCUGGAGCCGGCAUCGGCCUUUCCGCGAAAUCGGUCGAGGCCGGUGGCGGAGACCUAGUAAUCAUCUACAACAGCGGCCGCUUUCGCAUGGCAGGUUGCGGGAGUCUCGCAGGGCUAAUGCCGUACAGCAACGCCAACGAGGUAGUAGUUGAAAUGGCCGCCGAAGUCAUCCCUAUCGUUCAGAACACCCCCGUGAUCGCGGGUGUCUGCGGUACCGACCCAUUUAAACACAUCCCCAGGUUCCUGAAGCAGCUGCAGGAGCUGGGAUUUGCCGGGGUGCAGAAUUUCCCCACGGUGGGACUGAUCGAUGGCCAGUUCCGCGCCAACCUGGAGGAGACUGGGAUGGGGUACAGUAAGGAGGUGGAGAUGGUGCGGCAGGCGGCUGAGUUGGACCUUCUGACGACGCCGUAUGUUUUCAAUGUGGAGGAGGCCGAGGUCAUGACGAAGGCUGGGGCGGACAUCCUAGUGGCACAUAUGGGACUGACCACUUCGGGGGUGAUCGGGGCGAAGACCGGAAAGUCGUUGGAGCAAUGUGUUGUGGAGAUCCAGGCGAUGCGGGAUGCGGCGGUGCAAAUUAAUAAGGAUGUCAUUGUGCUGUGUCACGGUGGGCCCAUUGCUGCUCCGGAAGAUGCGAAAUUCGUGCUGGAUCGGGUGCAGGGCUUGCAUGGCUUCUACGGGGCCAGUUCGAUGGAGAGACUCCCUGUUGAAGUAGCCAUCAAGGAUACCACAGCCGAGUUCAAAAAGAUUGGUUUGAAGAGGUAG
This is a messenger RNA of Aspergillus glaucus CBS 516.65, 840 nucleotides long. Its product is annotated as phosphoenolpyruvate hydrolase family protein. Gene Ontology annotation, molecular function: catalytic activity. NCBI's taxonomy places the organism in Eukaryota, Fungi, Ascomycota, Eurotiomycetes, Eurotiales, Aspergillaceae. The transcript has 2 exons. The record is from RefSeq and is a predicted model, not a curated record. Bases 1 to 840 code for a protein of 279 amino acids.